Lampris incognitus (smalleye Pacific opah) is the source of this 5278-nucleotide messenger RNA. RefSeq names its product tankyrase, TRF1-interacting ankyrin-related ADP-ribose polymerase b (gene tnksb). Lineage: Eukaryota; Metazoa; Chordata; Actinopteri; Lampriformes; Lampridae. Gene Ontology annotation, molecular function: NAD+ poly-ADP-ribosyltransferase activity; protein binding. The transcript has 28 exons. The coding region runs from base 123 to 3911 and encodes 1262 amino acids. The record is from RefSeq and is a predicted model, not a curated record.
UCUACAAGAAUGCAGCUCUGCGGCCAUCACAACUGAGUGCAGCACUUUCCAACCGGAAACCAUGACCACUUUCACCGGAAGUGAGGAACAUCCAAUACUGUUGUUGCCCGAGAGCUGCGAUAAUGGCGGUGUCUCGUCGUUCGUCGCAGCAGCAACAGCAGCAGAAUACUCUACAGUCCCCGCCACGAAACGGCUCUCUCUCGGUCGGCCCUCCGAGCUCUCCGCCGAUGGCUCUGUUGACAUCGGCUGUCGUUCCUCCGGAGGGUGAGCGGGAAUGCAGCGGGGGGACGGAGAUCGCUUUGGCCUCCCCCGACCUGCCAGCCCCGGUCCUGGCGAGCAGUGCGAGCUCAACCACAACAACCUCCGGCGGGGGCAGCAGCGUCUCCAGCCCGGGCUCGGGAGCCCCGAGUCCUACCGACGUUAGCGGUGGCAUCGGCGGGGCGUUCAGGGAGUUAUUUGAGGCCUGCCGCAACGGGGACGUUUCCAGGGUGAAGAGGCUCGUCGAUUCUGUAAACGUUAACGCGAAGGACAUGGCCGGCCGAAAAUCCACCCCCCUUCACUUCGCUGCGGGUUUUGGCAGAAAAGAUGUGGUCGAACAUCUGUUGCAGACAGGAGCCAAUGUGCACGCCAGGGAUGACGGUGGCCUCAUCCCCCUGCAUAAUGCUUGCUCCUUUGGCCAUGCUGAGGUGGUCAGUCUCCUCCUCUGUCAGGGUGCAGACCCCAAUGCCCGAGAUAACUGGAACUACACUCCAUUACAUGAAGCUGCCAUCAAGGGCAAGAUAGAUGUGUGCAUUGUUUUACUCCAGCAUGGGGCAGAUCCUAACAUUCGUAACACUGAUGGCAAGUCUGCUCUGGAUCUGGCUGACCCCUCUGCCAAGGCUGUGCUCACAGGUGAAUAUAAGAAAGAUGAACUCCUGGAAGCAGCAAGAAGUGGAAAUGAAGAGAAACUGAUGGCCCUGCUGACUCCAUUAAAUGUCAACUGUCAUGCCAGCGACGGUCGCAAGUCAACCUCCCAAAAAAUGCUGUCCACCCCCCUGCACUUGGCCGCCGGCUACAACCGUGUCCGUAUCGUUCAGCUCCUCCUCCAGCAUGGAGCGGAUGUCCAUGCUAAGGACAAAGGUGGCCUGGUUCCCCUUCACAAUGCUUGCUCCUAUGGUCAUUUUGAGGUGACAGAGCUCCUGCUCAAACAUGGUGCUUGUGUGAAUGCCAUGGACCUGUGGCAGUUCACCCCACUCCAUGAAGCAGCAUCUAAGAACCGUGUGGAGGUAUGCUCCUUACUGCUGAGCCAUGGGGCUGACCCCACCCUGCUCAACUGUCACAGCAAGAGUGCUGUGGACAUGGCCCCCACCCCAGAGCUCAAGGAGAGACUCACCUAUGAGUUCAAAGGUCACUCGCUGCUGCAGGCAGCCCGAGAGGCGGAUGUGGCCAAAGUAAAGAAGACCCUGGCACUGGAGAUCAUCAGCUUCAAACACCCCCAGACCAACGAAACAGCUCUGCACUGUGCUGUAGCCUCCCCCCAUCCCAAACGCAAGCAGGUGACUGAACUGCUGCUACGCAAAGGAGCCAACAUCAAUGAAAAGAACAAAGACUUCAUGACUCCUCUGCAUGUUGCCGCGGAGAGAGCUCACAACGAUAUCCUGGAGGUCUUGCAGAAACACGGAGCCAAGGUGAAUGCUGUGGACACACUGGGCCAGACAGCCCUGCACAGGGCAGCACUGGCAGGCCAUAUCCAGACCUGCAGGCUGCUGUUGAGCUAUGGAGCUGACCCGUCCAUCGUGUCCCUACAAGGUUUCACAGCUGCACAGAUGGGCAAUGAGGCAGUGCAGCAGAUUCUCAAUGAAAAUGUGCCCACCCGUAACUCUGACGUAGACUACCGGUUCCUUGAAGCAGCCAAAGCAGGGGAUCUGGACACUGUGCAGCAACUGUGUACCCCGCAAAAUGUGAACUGCCGUGACUUGGAGGGCCGCCAUUCCACCCCACUUCACUUUGCUGCAGGUUACAACCGAGUGGCUGUGGUGGAGUACCUGCUACACCACGGAGCUGAUGUCCACGCUAAAGACAAGGGCGGCCUGGUGCCUCUCCACAAUGCCUGUUCCUACGGUCACUAUGAAGUGGCAGAGCUACUGGUUCGACACGGAGCUUCAGUCAAUGUAGCCGAUCUGUGGAAGUUCACCCCACUCCACGAGGCUGCAGCAAAGGGCAAAUAUGAAAUCUGCAAAUUGCUACUCAAGCACGGAGCAGACCCAACCAAGAAGAACCGUGAUGGCAACAUGCCGCUGGACAUGGUGAAAGAUGGAGACACAGACAUCCAGGACCUGCUGAGGGGGGAUGCUGCCCUUUUGGAUGCUGCCAAAAAAGGCUGCCUUGCCCGCGUCCAGAAGCUCUGCUCCCCAGAGAACAUCAACUGCAGAGACACCCAGGGGCGUAACUCCACACCACUUCACCUUGCCGCUGGCUAUAAUAAUCUGGAGGUGGCUGAGUAUCUGCUGGAGCAUGGGGCUGAUGUCAACGCCCAGGACAAGGGAGGCCUCAUUCCUCUUCAUAAUGCUGCCUCAUAUGGGCAUGUUGACAUUGCAGCCCUGUUGAUCAAGUACAACACCUGUGUGAAUGCUACAGACAAAUGGGCAUUCACACCUCUACAUGAGGCUGCUCAGAAGGGCCGUACCCAGCUAUGUGCCCUGCUGCUUGCCCACGGAGCUGACCCCACCAUGAAAAACCAGGAGGGCCAGACUGCUCUAGACUUGGCCACGGCUGAUGACAUCCGUGCCCUGCUGAUGGAUGCCAUGCCACCCGAUGCCCUGCCCAGCUGCUUCAAGCCCCAGGCCACGGUGGUCAGUGCCUCCAUAAUCUCCCCAGCCUCCACACCCUCCUGCCUGUCCGCCGCCAGCAGCAUAGACAACCUAGCUGGCCCACUCACUGACCUGGCUGCGGCCGCCACUGCCGGUGCCUCGGGAGUGGCAGAUGGAGCCACAGCAGCUGACAGGAAGGAAGGGGAAAUGGCAAUGCUGGACAUGAACAUCACUCAGUUCCUCAAGAGUCUGGGUCUGGAGCACCUCAGGGACAUCUUUGAAAGGGAACAGAUUACGCUGGAUGUGCUUGCUGAUAUGGGCCAUGAAGAGCUGAAAGAAAUUGGGAUUAAUGCCUACGGCCACCGCCACAAGCUCAUCAAGGGUGUUGAGAGGCUGCUGGGAGGCCAACAAGGUGCCAACCCAUAUCUGACAUUCCACUGUGCCAACCAGGGCACAGUUCUCAUCGACCUUGCCCCUGAUGACAAGGAGUGCCAAUCUGUGGAAGAGGAGAUGCAGAGCACCAUCCGAGAACACAGGGAUGGAGGCAACGCUGGAGGAGUGUUUAGUCGAUACAACAUCAUCAAGAUCCAAAAAGUAGUGAACAAGAAGCUGAGGGAGCGUUACACCCACCGGCAGAAAGAGAUUGCAGAUGAAAACCACAACCACCAUAAUGAGCGCAUGCUCUUCCAUGGUUCUCCCUUCAUAAACGCCAUCAUCCACAAAGGCUUUGAUGAGCGCCAUGCCUAUAUUGGAGGAAUGUUUGGAGCAGGGAUUUACUUUGCUGAGAACUCCUCUAAAAGCAACCAGUAUGUGUAUGGCAUUGGAGGUGGCACUGGCUGCCCCACACACAAAGAUCGCUCCUGCUAUCUGUGCCACAGACAAAUGCUGUUUUGCCGCGUGACACUGGGGAAGUCCUUCCUACAGUUCAGUGCCAUGAAGAUGGCUCACGCCCCACCAGGCCACCACUCAGUGAUUGGCCGGCCCAGUGUCAAUGGCCUGGCCUACGCUGAGUAUGUCAUCUACAGAGGAGAGCAGGCCUACCCGGAGUACCUCAUCACCUACCAGAUCCUUAAGCCUGAAAGCACAGCUCAGUCUGCUGCAGGAGCUGAGCAGAAGUCCUAGUUACAUACACAUGCGCACACAUACACCAGGACUUUCUGCUUGUUAUUUGCUCGUUAUUUUUUCCUUUUUAUCGUAAGUGGCUAAAAACAACUUUCCUUUUUAUUUACAUCACUGAAUUCCAUUCUCUCGUACCACAGAAUUACAUGACUGAUGGAUCAUAAGGAAAUACACUGUUUUAAUAAUCUCCUACUCGUGGUGAAAACAUUGUCAAUUUCCACUUCUUUUUUUUUUCCAUUGGCUGCAUGUAAUACACAGACGCAUGUACAGCCCAAUAGCGUGCGUGGGUUGUUUUACUGUCUCCUCCCUUCCUGGCUCGAGGAAGUAAUGCUUUUGUAGAGACUAUGCAGUUGGAGCAUUUUUUUAAGUUUGCCACUUGUCAUCACCUCAUCAUGCCUUGUGACUAUGGAGAAUCACCUCCCCUUCACUCUGUCAGCCAAAGCCAGUAACCUAUGUACCAGUGCUACUAAGACCACCUCUGCCCCAGCAUCUGUUUCAUCCUGUAUAGAAUGGCCUCUGGUGACUGUGAUUUUAAUGCUAAGCAUAACACUACCAAACAGGUAACAGUGUAUUUUUGCUAUAUUGUAAUUAUAACCUUUCACUUGACUCUGACACAUUGCCACAGAACACUAUGAACAUUUGUGUUUUUAGUUGUUUUAUUCAGAGGUGUACAUGCUGAGUUUAGAAAGGGUUCACUAUUGAACCAUAGGAUUUGAGGAAGACAUGCAUUUACCUACUCAGACAUUCUCUUAUCAAGUUGGACGAGAGAGGCUAUGAACCCGGUAACACUUUACUUGACGUACAUUGUGAGGCAACACAAUUAGAUGGGAAUACAUGUGGGUGACAAUUUUCUACAUUAUAAAUUGCAUCAGUGAUGUAUUAUGCCAUCUAUUGUAAUUUGUUAUGACUGCUUUAAGAAUUAAGAGCUAGUUGGCAAGAUGGCAUUCAAAGUGUUCAAUUCCUACAUAGGUUUUUGCACAUUGUGAGUACUAAAGUGUAUCAGGUGAUUUGUGACGCUUGCAGUCUGUAUUCAUAAUGUUUUAAAAUAUAACUGUGAUGCCUUACAAUGCUUCAUGAAAAACUUCAAGCCAAGUGUUGCCGCAAACUCUUCAGUGUACCCUUCUUUCGCCAUGGUCUUACUCAGUUAUCCCAUGCAAGAGGAUUUGCACUUUUACAUAGAAACCUAUUUAAGUUAUUUUGAAAUUUGCAGAUGUUAUGGGAAAAAAUGUUUGAUGUACAGGUUGUGUAAAUGGAUGUGUAUAACUGUCAAUGUUUAACAAUUUCUUUUUGAGUUCAACUGUAAAUGACGUCUAAAUUUCCUUUCAUGCCUUCUUGAUUCUCCCUACUUUUUGAAUAAACGUCCCAGUAAC